This is a messenger RNA of Colletotrichum truncatum, 366 nucleotides long. RefSeq lists its product as uncharacterized. The record is from RefSeq and is a predicted model, not a curated record. Lineage: Eukaryota; Fungi; Ascomycota; Sordariomycetes; Glomerellales; Glomerellaceae.
AUGCCCCUCUCACCAAGGAGGAGAGACAAAGGGAAGAAAAGAAAUCCUGGACAUGUGCCCAAUGCUGCUCGAGUUGUCUUGAUUGCAUUGUCAUGUGCUUCCGCGCUUGAACUACAAGCCGACAGCAUAAGCUUUAAAUUCAAAAAUAAAAUGGGAUUGAAGGAUGAGAUCCUUGAGUUGGAACGGAUAUGGCGCUUGGUUUUUGGGUUUAUGCAGCCUUUGAUUGCGGUUGUCGAUCAGAAUACCUUUGGUUCUUGGAGUUUGGGGCUUUCGACGUUGAUGCUAUGUGUAGCACCAAGUCAUUAUGACGUUCUUCUUCAAACCUAUUUCAAUUACAAGCGCUGUCAUGAGCGCAUCUUACAAUAA